GAUAAGCAUCAUCUGGACCGAGUGCGCGUAAAAGUGCAGCGGCGGCGCAAACGCUCAACUUGGCGCAGAGGCACGAGGGAAAGGCGCCUGGGUCCAGGCGGGUAGGAAGCUCCAGCUGCUGCCGGGAGAGGGUCUCGAGAUGGGAGCGUUCAGCCGACAGAAGUUCUUCCAGGAGCUGGCUCAUGGCUGCCUGCUGCCCACAGCCCAGCAGGGCCUGGAGCAGGUGUGGCAGCUGCUGGUGAUCUGCCUGCUGUGCCGGCUUCUCUGGAUGUUAGGCCUCCCCCACUUCCUGAAGCACCUGGGCACCGUGGCCGGGGGCUUCUACGCUCUCUACCUGUUCUUUGAGCUUCACAUGAUCUGGGUGGUGCUUCUCAGCCUGCUCUGCUACCUCUUCCUCUUCCUGUGCCGCCACUCCACCAUGAGAGGCACCUUCCUCUCCAUCACCGUGCUCAUCUACCUGCUGUUGGGAGAGCUGCACAUGAUGGACACCACCAACUGGCACAAGAUGAGAGGUUCACAGAUGGUGGUGGCCAUGAAAGCCAUCUCUCUGGCCUUCGACCUGGACAGGGGCGUGGUGUCCAGUGUCCCCUCACCCAUCGAGUUCAUGGGCUACAUCUACUUCGUGGGCACGGUCAUCUUUGGUCCCUGGAUCAGUUUCAACAGCUACAAAGAAGCUUUGGACGGACGUAGGCUGAGCUUUUCGUGGUUUUUCAAAGUGUCUGCGAGCUGGGUGAAGAGUCAGGUCUGCCUGGUUGUUUCAAACUGUGUGGCACCAUACCUCUUCCCUUAUUUCAUUCCUGUUUACGGAAACAAGCUACUGCGAAGUAAAAAGAGGAGGAAGAUCAGAGGAACACUGGCAAAGUGGUUGCUGGCGUAUGAGAACACCAUGUCUUUCCACUUCAGCAGUUACUUUGUCGGGUACUUCAGCGAGACCACCGCCACUCUGGCCGGGGCCGGCUUCACGGAGGAGAAGGACAACCUCAAAUGGGACAUGACCGUGUCCAAGCCCCUGAGUAUAGAGUUCCCCCGGUCGAUGGUGGAGGUGGUGACGUCCUGGAACCUGCCCAUGUCUCGCUUCCUGCACACCUAUGUUUUUACGAGUGCUCUCAAAUUUGGGACUUUCUCUGCCAUCAUGGUGACGUACACAGCCAGCGCUCUUCUGCAUGGUUUGAGCUUCCACCUGGGAGCAGUGCUGCUCUCCCUGGGGUUCAUCACGUACAUCGAACACGUGUUGCGGAAGAGGCUCGCAGCCAUUUUUAACGCCUGCGUGCUGUCGAAGAAGUGUCAGGCAAACUGCACCCAUCGAAACAAAAAGGAGCUGUGGGUCUAUAUGAUCAACCUAGCAUUCAGCGCCUUGGCACUACUCCAUCUGACGUACCUGGGCUCUGUGUUCAACUCCAGUGUGGACUACAUGGAGGAGGAUGAGGACGAUAUCACCCACCAUACCAUUCAGAAGUGGUCGGAGCUGAGCUGGACGAGCCACUGGGUGACGUUCGGAUGCUGGAUCCUGUACCGCCUGGUUCUCUGAUAACAGCAGAGCAGUGACCGGGUGGGGAAAGCAAUAAUGAGAGACAGAGUCCGGCUGGUUCUCCACUUCUGAACUGUGACUCUAUCCUGCUUCACACCGGAGAGAACAGAUUCAAACCUGCAGCGACGCUGGCCGGUUGAUCUCUGAGUUAAACCUGCCCCCCACCCCCCCACUCCUCUCCUCCUUGUCCCCACAUCGCCUCCUUCUCCUUGUUUGGUUUUGUUUUAUCUGAGCUGCAGUUAUCGAGCCGUCGUGUUGUGACAGCAGUUACCAAUGUCUCACUGUGAGUCACAAUCAAUACCUAUCAGCAUGGAGGAGAUCUGCUGCUCCUUUCUGUGGACGCACCGAUAGAGCCCGUUAUCUUUUCACCACGGGGCCGCGGCUCAUGUCCCUCCGGGUGUGGUCUCCUCUUCUCCUCCAGGGUUUUACAAUCAUUAGUUUUAGGUCAGAAAGGUUGAAUUUGACUGUGUUCUUAUAGUCAACGACAAAUCCCCAUUAAAAAAAUUUAAACGGCACAACUUUCAAAAACGGUCUGACUCCUCCAGAUUGUCUGCGUGUGGCCCAGAGCCCCAGGCCUGUUCACUCCACUUCUGUUUUUCUAGAAGGGUAAAUCGUUUCCUUAACAGCUGGCCACUGUGCUUUCCUAGCAAAACAUAACCCGACAGGAUUAAAAGAGAUUUCUACGGAACCAUUUUCAGUCAGAGAUCGAUAUGUUUGGCGCUCUGGUGAUUCUGGACGGCUGCAGAAUUUGAGAAUGAGCGAUUCCUGCUCCAUCGGCGAUGAAAGAAUCUGUCGCCCAGUGUGACGGUGGCUCAUUGAUGUUUUACACAACAACUGGCAGAUUAAUAAUUCACAUCAAACCGAGGCUGUGGAAACAACAGCGUCCACAGAGUCAACGCAUUGUUGGAUUUGUCCUUUUUCUUUUUUCUUCUUGGGAUUUGUUUGCCGUUAGAGAAAUAGAGAUUGUCACCACGUUUAUCCUCUAGCAGAGCAUGUGUACGAGAAAGAUUUUACUUAUGAAAAAGCACAGGUUGUUGUUAUGAGGCAGCAAUUUUUUUUAUCACCAAUAAUAAUAAGAAUAAUGUCUUCCCCUCUUUUUGUGAAUUUUAGAUAAAGACAAAUCAUCAGUAAAUCUAUGAAUUCAUCCUUGUGGUGCGGUUUCCUAAUAGUGUUUGUCUAUUGUUUUGUGUUAUUUUAAUUAUAAUUAAACUUAGUCUUACUAGUGGUUGUGAACCAAACUCUUUCCCUCUUCAGUAUUGAAAAUCAAAGGUUUAGAAUCAGGGUACUGCACAUGUGUCACUGUUGAGCAAACAUUGUUUAGACCUCCCUUCCAGCUUCAUAACACCAGAUUGAAUUACACAUGAUAUUGAAUAUUUAUCCUCAAAGUGCAGAUUGUUAUGACACUGCUGCUUUCACUGGUGCGUUUCUGUCACUGAUGAAGGAACCUGAGCGUCUGUAUCAGAUUCUGAUUCUGUCUCUUGUCUUUCUUUAAUUCAGAACGUCAAAGGAUUCACUUCUUGACUGAGAUGUAGUGUUUUAGAUCAGAGCCUGGAUGUUCAGUCUCUUCAGACCGGAUUCCCCUCAAAGUGUUUUAAAUGCUAUUAUAACAUUAACUUUCAGAUUUAUUCUCUCCCUGUAAAUGUGAAGGCACUGAUACA
This is a messenger RNA of Platichthys flesus (European flounder), 3186 nucleotides long. RefSeq names its product protein-serine O-palmitoleoyltransferase porcupine-like. The record is from RefSeq and is a predicted model, not a curated record. Bases 140 to 1528 code for a protein of 462 amino acids. Gene Ontology annotation, cellular component: endoplasmic reticulum; membrane. NCBI's taxonomy places the organism in Eukaryota, Metazoa, Chordata, Actinopteri, Pleuronectiformes, Pleuronectidae. Gene Ontology annotation, molecular function: palmitoleoyltransferase activity; Wnt-protein binding. Gene Ontology annotation, biological process: protein palmitoylation; canonical Wnt signaling pathway; Wnt protein secretion. The transcript has 15 exons.